AUGUUGGUCUCAUCGAUCACUACCGCCAUUGUACUAGUAAGCUUUUCACUUGUACCAACAGUAAUUCCAGCCGAUGUGAAACUCCCAGCAUGCUUUAAUAACAUCAGCGGUGUGUACCUGGCAAAGUACGACGAUACUGCAUUUGGCCUGAUAUUCUUCUUCCCGUUGGGUGGCGUUCUUCUGUUUACGUCGGAUGAAAAGACAACUCAAAAUCAGUAUGUUAGUGAUACAAAUGGCCUGUAUAGCUGUGAAGGAGAAGGAAAAGGUCAAAAGAAAUUGUCCUUUAAUACACUUUCAUACGGUCAGUCUGGUAAUAAAAGCAUUAUUGUAUCCCAUUCAACAAUUGUUUGUCGUGGUGCCGUUGAUGACUGCAGUGACCGCGUUGUUUCCUGUUCGGAUGGCCUUCAAACUAGUCGACAUUACAAGUACCAAGCAGUUGACUUCAAAACUGGACGUUUCCACAACCCAUUAUCACCGAAAAUAAAGACAAGUUUUGAUAUGAGACGACUAGAGACACAUAAAACUGUUUCGACAGAUCCGAAUGGAAGAGAUAAAUGUUAUGGCAGCAUCCAUCAAGGACACGCUUAG
Molecule: messenger RNA, 588 nt
Organism: Didymodactylos carnosus
Lineage: Eukaryota; Metazoa; Rotifera; Eurotatoria; Philodinida; Philodinidae
Source: the annotation of a GenBank genome assembly